Molecule: messenger RNA, 1563 nt
Organism: Lachancea sp. 'fantastica'
Lineage: Eukaryota; Fungi; Ascomycota; Saccharomycetes; Saccharomycetales; Saccharomycetaceae
Source: the annotation of a GenBank genome assembly
AUGCAAGCAGAAACGUCGGUAGAAGACUUUGGAACUACGCCUCUAGCUGGGACCGCAAAUGGAGCGGCGAAUGGAGGCGUGAAGCUGGAAAACUCGCCCACAAUUGAGGAAACACACGCGCUUGCAGACGGAUCAGACGGCAAAGCCACGGCCGAAUUGGAGGACGAAGUUGCAUCGGAACAGGAAUCCAAUUUGCAACACAAGGGCCAGCAGCUGCCUAAACAAACGGGGAUCAAGGUUUUGCAUCACAGGGUCAGCGGAUACGUCGGGUUUGCGAAUUUGCCCAAACAAUGGCAUAGAAAAUCGAUCAGACGCGGGUUCAGUCUGAACUUGCUGUGUGUGGGCCAAAAGGGACUGGGAAAAUCAACCCUAAUCAAUACCCUCUUCAACAAGCCCCUUUACGACCUGUCAGCAGCUGCUACGGCAGAUCUGGCUGCUUUGAAGCUCGGAAACGCAGGCGACAAUUUGGCCGGCGGAGAUACCGAUUCUGACCAGCAGCAACUGGAUACGCAACAUGAUGAAUCAGGCAAGGGUCGUGAAACUACCGGGCCAGAGGUCAAGAUUGAGACCCACACGACCAAAAUCGAGGAAAAUGGUGUCACAUUGACACUCAACGUGAUCGACGCACCCGGUUUUGGUGACGCGAUCAACAAUACAGAUGCGUGGGUACCAAUUGUGCGUGAGAUUGAUAACCGCUUCGACCAGUAUUUGGAUGCUGAAAACAGAGUCGACCGUAACUCUAUCGAAGACAAUCGUGUUCACGCGUGUCUGUAUUUCAUAGAGCCUACAAAUCAUUCUCUCAAGGCUCUUGAUCUCGAGUUCUGCAAAGCUGUUCACCAGAAAUGUAACCUCAUUCCAGUCAUCGCCAAAUCGGACAUUUUAACAGAUGAAGAGAUUGAAGAAUUCAAAGCAACCAUCCGUGGCCAGCUUGAAGACGAGGGAAUCGAAUUGUUUGAGCCACCACAAUACUUGCUAGACGAUAAAGAGACUGCCGCACGCUCAUUGCAGCUCCAUUCCCAGAUGCCAUACGCCAUCGUCGGUUCGACAACUGAAGUUUCCACUGCUGACGGCAGGAAAGUGAGGGGCCGUGCCUACCCAUGGGGUGUCAUUGAAGUCGAUAAUGCUGCGCAUUCCGACUUUGUACAUCUGCGCGAUCUACUAGUCAAAGUGUAUCUGAUGGAACUGCGUCAAAAAACAGAAAAUGUGCUCUACGAGAGAUACCGGUCUGAAAAAUUGAGUUUUUUGAACAUCAAGCAAGACAACUCUGUCUUCAAGGAAUACGACCCCGAGCUCAAGCAGAAAGAAGAGAAGCAGCUACAUGAAGCCAAGCUAGCAAAACUUGAGGCUGAAAUGAAGGCGGUGUUUCAACAGAAAGUCAAUGAAAAGGAGAAAAAGCUGCAAAAGUCUGAGGCUGAACUCUUCAACAGACACAAGGAGAUGAAGGACAAGCUCACCAAGCAGCUCAAGGCAUUAGAGGACAAGAAACAUCAGUUGGAGAUGUCCCUAGCUAAUCAGUCUGCCAACUCUCCAGUACAAACCAAGAAGAAAGGAUUUCUUCGUUGA